UCAAUCAAAUUAGGUUACGUGUCAAAAAAACAUCUGUUUUUAAUUUUUUAACAAUAUAAACGAUUGAAUAUGGAUGAAAUUGAAUAUAAACUAAAAACCAACAAUAGUGUUUUAAUCGUUAAUGCCAUAGACAAAUUAAUUUACACGAUCAAAUCCAAAUAUCAGCCGGCUGAAAGACAAAAGUUUGUGUUAGAGAACGAAGAACUUAAAUUUCUCAGAGAAAAAUGUUCUUCGGAGAAUACUCUUGUCAGUCUUACUGCAUACCAGGGUCUACUAGCUCUGGUGGAGUUUGGAGUGUUAGAAAUUGGGCAUACUAUGUCUACUGUUAUAACCUUACUUUCAACUGCACACAACUACUCUGCAACAAUAUCAACAAUGGCUGGUCUGUUAAUUCUCGACUUACGAUCGCGUCUUAUCCCUGGUCAACCAUACAAAUGUCAGUUCUCUCUUAAGUCUCCGCAGCAUCCUCUUAUAUCUGUGCUGGAGAAAAAUAAAGAGGCUGAAGAUGAUGUUCUUGCGCAAAUGCAUGCAUUGUGCACACACCCUGAGUACAAGAUAUCAUCGAAUAGCUUAGAACUUCUCCGUUCCGUGUUCUUCUGGCUGUUGUGCAAUCCUCAGCGGCAGAGUGCAAGUAUCAGGCCGUGGCAAAUGUUGCUAAGCUUGCAACAGACAACUGCGCAGUCAGCACUUCUACUUCACUGUGUCUCCUGUCAACAGAUGUGCAAUCCAGCGAUGUUGGAGCGGGCAUUCGCAGCGUAUAGUGCGGUAACAGACACAUUCAUAUACCAGCAGAGGCGUGAUUACGUGAUGGCACUGCUGCCACUGCUUGCCAGGAUAUCCAAUGAAAUGCUGAAACAUGGGCGUGACCCUCGUGCGUGUUAUAGUCUGAUAGAGAGGUGCUUCGCCCUCGAGGCGCCUGAGCUGCGGACAGUCGCGGGUUUCACUGUUCUACUUUUGGCUGACAACCUCACACAGAGCUCUGCACUGUACUUACAUGAAUUGUUUAACUUGUGUCUAAAUAUAAUAAGUAAAUAUGAAUACUCAGCGUUAAGUUUGAAUGCAUUUGCUGCGUUAUCUCUACAAUGGCUCCAUCUGCCUUCGUAUUUAACAACAAAUGCUUUAAAAGUUGCUUCAAGUAUACUUGAUAUCUAUCAAAGUGGGAACAAAGAAGACAGUGGUUUAUAUAUGCCUAAUUUAAAAGCAAAUAAAAUAUUUCAAACUUUAUUAUACACAGACGGACAUCUUUACAAAAUGUUUAAAGUUAUUGAAACAUGGGAAAGAGUUAGAGAUGACCCUAAAAAAUUGAUACAAUGGUUUGAAUUAUUAAUUAAAUCAAAUAAUAAUUUAAAAAUAGAUAUUUUACCUUUCUUUGUUGGUUUAAUAUUUGAAAAGAGGAAAGAAGAAUUUGACGACGUUAUGUUGAAGGCAAUAAGGGUCAUAAUUGAACUUGUUGAUGUGAAAAAAGAUUUGUCAGUGGCAGUACUGCCUAUUUUAAUGUACGUGAUAGCGAACGACCCACGGCCUCAUGUUAAACUGGAAUGCUUGAGGGGUCUACCUUUAAUGGCUAAGACAAAGGAAAAUGUGCCAACAAUAGUUAAUAUUUUAAAUAAAUUGAAAACAAACAAAGGUGUGCCAACUUCUGUUCUAAUAAUGUUGUAUACAAGUCUAGCUGAAACACAGGUGCGUUGUUUCCCGUAUCUACAAGAGUUGUUGUUGGAGCAGCGCUCAGGCCGACCUGAUGACCUCAAGUGGGAGAUCGACGUCGCAAAAGCUCUCGCCGUAAAACGCAUCUGUGAAUUGAGAGCAUCAAGUCACGGUCUAGAACUGGUGUCGGUGAUUUCGUCAAUUCUGAACAAGUGUACAGAUCGUGGCGGUGCUGCGGCCACUUCGCUGUCGCUGAGCGCGCUGGCGGCGCUGUGGCGCGGCGCCGCGCUGGCUCCGCCCGGCACCUGGCGGGCCCUCGAGCCCCGCCUCGCCAGGGACUCCCGCACACAGGUGCAGAUCAGUUUAUGUAAGCUGCUGGGGGAGAUCCCCGCGCUGCGUGUGUCAAGUCCGGAGUACGACCGGCUGGUGAGUGAGGCGGCGCGGUGGUUGUGGCGACACUUGGCGGAGGCGCAGCACCCCGCGCUGGCGGAGGCGGCCGGCGACGCCCUCGCCACCUUCAAACUGGAAGACUUCAAGCUCGCUGACGUACCAGAGAUAUAUAGAAGCACGGUGCGGCUGCCGGCGUCGUAUUGCAAAACCCCAGCUGAUGCUGCGAGGAAACCGGAGGAGGUUCUUGAUUAUAUACCAUGCGAGGUGUGGGGCGAGGUGUUCAGAUGCAGCAGCGUGGGCGCGCUGGCGGGCGUGCGGCGGCUGGCGAGGGCGCUGGUGGGGGCGGAGGUGCGCGCCUACCGCGGCGGGCUGUACAACACGGAGGGCCGCGGGGAGCCGCACUCCUACACUCACCUGGUGCCCGGCAGCGUGCUCAGAGGUCUCAUGGACUGCUUCAGGAAACAGGUCACAUCACCCUCGUUCGAGUACUCGGACACGGUACUCCUGGCCAUCCUGGAGACUCUGACCCUGGAGUACCCGAAGCCCCUGCCCCCCAUAGACCUGUGCUUCGUGCACGAGGCGCUGCACCGCGGCCCCGCCUGGCGCGCGCUCUGCCUCAAGCUGGCCGCGAGACAGGCGCCCGUCUCGCCCUCAGCACGACGACUGUUGGACAACUUUCUGCUCGCCGUGCAGCCGGGGAAAUGUCAUGAAGCCGAUAUAAUGUUAGUUUUUGAGAACUUGCACAUCUUAUGUCGCGGCAUGCCGCCAAAUGCGCUGCGCGGGCCAAUAGAGCGUUGUCUUGGUGACUCAUUCUCCUCUCUGCCGAAGACGGUAAGAGAGGGAGAGGAGCCCCUCUUCAUCCAGCAGCUGCGGUACAUGCGGGAGGCCCUGGCGUGUGACAGGAUACACGACGCCAACAGGACUUUACUCUCGCAGAUCAUAGAGACCUACUUUAAUGUUAUACCUGAGGAUAGUGUGUCGUGGGAUGCGUACUUGGAGUGCUGCGGGUUGUUGUCCAGCAAGUACUUGGAGCGCAUGACGUCACCGAGCGGGUGGUGGGAGGUGAGUGCGGGUGCGCUGGUGCGCGCGUGUCGCGUGCGCGCCGCACUGGCAGCAGCCGCAGACUGCCGGGCGCCAUUGCUCUGGCUCAACGAGAUCAUCGACGCCUGCGCACAACUCAUCUCUGUACAGGAGUACUCUCUUCAGUGCAUGUUGCCCGCGCUGCAGGCGGCGCCGCCCGACGCAGAAACCACUAAAGACUGGUUGCUGCAGCUGAUGGCGCGCACGCAGGUCGCCUUCAAAGAGACCGAGGAUGAAUCAGCAAAGCUGUACCUGUGUGACGUGUUCAUGCUGAGCGUGAUAGUGUUGAGCGGCGCCUGGUCCCUCGAGCCGGACGCGAGCCGGGUGUCCGGCAGCCGAGCCGCACGCCGCGCUCUAAUGCCCGCCGCGCUCGCCGCACUACUCACUAGAGAGCAAUGGACGAGCUGCACUCUGCAGAUGUUGGAGUGGAUGUCUCACACGAGGACGGCCACCAGUGAUGUGGCGAUGGCGCAGUGUUGCCAGCGCGCGCUGCUCGCUCUCAGGCACACAGAGCACUUCACCACACACAAGAUAUGGAUGAGAUUAGAGAGCCAUUUUGUGGACACGGAGGCUGCUAGUGCGGAUGACUGAAUACUAUUGUGAAAAAUACCAAUAUUUGCUUUGUGCCUGUAAUUCUAGUCCAUAUAAA
Molecule: messenger RNA, 3763 nt
Organism: Papilio machaon (common yellow swallowtail)
Lineage: Eukaryota; Metazoa; Arthropoda; Insecta; Lepidoptera; Papilionidae
Product: focadhesin
Exons: 19
Coding region: 70-3705 (1211 amino acids)
Biological process (GO): regulation of post-transcriptional gene silencing
Source: RefSeq, a predicted model, not a curated record